GUAGUAUCUUUCAUAUCGUUCGACGACAGAGGUGCACCGCACCUGGAACAGCACCAUACCCCCCUGCCCCCCAGUGAACAGGUAAAACCCGCAACCCAAGAUGACAAACGGCUACAGCCACGGAUUGGAGCAGAGGAAGGAGUCAAAGGAUUCCAUCCUCGAGUUACGAGGAAGUUGUAGCUGUGACGAUGAAUGCUACAACCGAGUAGCGGAAGAUCCAUCUCUCGCAUCCGUUCCAGCAAAUCAGGGAUCUUCGACGAACCCACCUCUUUCGAUGGUGGGUACCAUGGGGGAUGGUCGAGACGAUAACACAGCGAGAUUUGGCUCCCCGAUCGAUUUUUCCGCGAGAAAGCGAAGCCACACGGGCGAGACGCGAUCCAUCUUCCUAUUCGUUGCUGCUUUGGCACUGCUUCUAACCGGGAGCGCUACAACCACGAUCAUCCUUCUGACCUCAAACCGCAGCAGCGACGGCAACGUGUUGCCGGCCCAGAAGUAUCUAGAGGAAAACAUGCAUUCCCUUUUGCGCGUUCACAAGUGGUUUCGGGGACAACGGGUGCGGGGAACGAGAGUUCUUCAGGAUGUAUUAGACGCAACGGAUGGCAACGACAGCGAUCCGGCCGGGGUUCCUGUCAACAUAAAUGUCUUGAAUACAAACGGUACGGCUCCACCGAGCCAAAACGCCACCGACCCACCGACUAUCAUAGUUGAUGAACUAAUUACCCUGGCUCCUACUCCAAAUCCGUCGGUCUCUCACAGUCCUACCCUGCCUAUGGCAGAAAGCGAGCCAUCCGCAGCGCCAUCGACCUAUCUACCAACGAUAUCGUUCGCUCCCACGAUCUCGCAUUCUCCGACCAAUUAUCCGUCCCGAACCCCCACGUCUGCACCGACGGGACCACCCUCCUUUGCACCCUCCCUGCAGCCUUCACGGUCUAUGGCACCCUCUUUCCUGCCCACCAUUUCGCACGAACCAUCCAUUAGCAACGCUCCGUCCGAACGCAUAGAACCCACAAUGGCACCCACUGAGCGCGUCGACGUGAUUGUGGAAACAAACAUCACCAUGAUACUGAAAAACGUGCCACACAAUCUCACCGGCAACGAACCAGAAAUCUGGCAAGAGGUGACCUCGAACCACGUCGAGAACUUCUACAAAACCGUCUCGGAUGAAUUCGCAACCCACUGGGCUUUUUCUACGAUAGAUGUCAACACGACUCUUGUGAAGCAAGAAACCGUCGACGAAUCCAAGGGACCCGAGACAGAUGGCAGCGGACAAACAAUCACGGAAAACCAAUCAACGCCAACCACAGCACCGAUUGCCUACAACGAUACGAUUACGCUCAAGAUUACCUACAAUCAAACCAUCUCCGCGACACCCAAUGAUACACUCGCCGAGCAGGAAUUGGCCGAUAUGGAUAACUUGUUUAUCUACCCCUUCUCGACGGAUUCAUUCGAUUACUCUGUCGAUUUGGCCAGAGCGCUGAAUUGGACGACCUGGAUCAUCGUCGAAGCCGUCGAUCCCGGAGAGCGAGACGGACCAUCGGCAAUGACGCCGAGUGUCAACGGGCUCACCGUAAACCAAACAAUCGCAAUUUCGGCAUCCAUUGUGAUGGGUGCUGUCGUUAUUGUUACGUUUUUGUUGUGGGAUCGAUCCCACAAGAACGACGGCCGUCACGUCGAUGGGAACGCGGUCGACGUCUCGAUCCAUUCGUCCCUAGAGGGAAAGCCUGCCCAGGUUUCCGAGCGGACAUCGGCGUUUGGAAUGAAAUGGAUGGUGCCGCUUUCGAAAAACGGCGGCCAGGCGCACGGAGGCGAGAGCGACGGAAGCGUUUACGACGACACCACAUCGACGCGAUCAGCACCGGCACAUCUUCGCAGGGCAUACAUCUACAAAAAUGCUUCGAAACGGGCGAAUCUAGGUUCUACGGACGAAGAAGGCCCACUGGCCAAUACGAGUCGCCACAGUGGAAGCGGCAACAACAGCAGGGCCAGCAGCGACAAUAGUCCCGAUGAUAGCCCCCAGCAGAAUGAUUUCAACUCCAGUAUCUCCUCCUUUAGAGUUCCCAAACAAGUUCCACUUUCGAAUCGAAGCACCUCCGAAAGAUCAAUCAUGUCUUCGGCAACCGAUAGAAGUGUCAGUAAUCAUGGUGUGCCUCCUGUUCUGCCACCCAUUCCACCGAGGAGUACCUUUGGGCCUGCCUCGUCGUCCUUCGCCUCAACAAUUAGUACGCACGACGUAGCCCGGCGUUAUUCGGGUGAUCACCUCAACUCGAACCAGCCUUCGCUACACUUUCAGCGUCCAACACCCGGGCGGCAAGCAGGAUCAUACGGCAGGCGGAUUUCCGCUCUCUCAGACGACAGCAUUCGUGAUUAUUCCUUCGCGACCGACGGCUUUGUGAGUGACCGGGACGUCCACGAUUACAGCAGUGAAGAACAGUUAAGUCCAGGCUACAAUGAUUGUCCAGGCGAAAGGUGCGUACAAAAACAAGCUGCAAUUUUGGAACUUGCUUUUCGUAUUUGUCGCUCACGUCGUACCUAUUUGUUCCCCUCCUCUUGCGCAAAGUUCCCCUCACUACAUUCCUAGCAUCGAACCGCCCUCCGAAGCGUUUACGUCUCCUUUGCAUAUCCCAGACGAAGAAGGUCUGAGCAGCGCAGUGGGUGUUGGUGCUAGGGCAAGAAGCCCCACGAGUCCGGUCCCCACAAUUUUGGGGUUGGAACCAGAAAGUGCUAUUUUGACUCCUUCGUAAGUAUUUUCUCAUCUUUAUUUUUUUGAAGGAGGAUAUAGAUCUUGUUGUAUCGUUUUAUAAAUCCGCUUUUCAUUCUCGAUAGCCACGGCAUAUUCUUACACUGUCUGCUUUUGGGCUUGCAAAAUCUUUGUAGACAACAUGGAUUCGCCAUGACAGUCCAGGAUAUAGAAUAAUGGAUACAAUGGAGAAGUUCAACACGAUCCAUGCGUGCAUGAAAAGACAUGGCAUUUUCUACUUCUGAUACGCGCAAAGUCAAAAUCCUUGUCUGAGGGCAACAGGAAUCGUACGUCACUUUCGGAACUUUUGAGAUCAUUACGAAUGAUCGGGAUCUACAAACGUUGUGUAAUUCAAAAGGGACGGAAUUUCUUUUUGAUCACGUUUUCCUUUCAUGUAGUAGCAGCCAAAAGACGCUGCGGACUAUGAAAUUAUUCUUAAAGUGGUAGCUUUUACUAGCAGUCAGUUUGUAUAGACUGUUAAUUAAACUUGUAAUUGUGGUGACAAGUAGCAAUUGCCAAGCUUUUUCCGACUUCUCAGUGUCUAUCGCCGACGUAUUCCGCCAUCUGCCCCAACCAUUUCAGAUCUCCCGACGUGUAUCCAGCAAGCAAUUGGUCGGAGGAUGCCAUCCAGCACGAAUCAUCCGCGAUGCGCUGCAAAAUGACUGUUCGCAAAGGGCGGAGGUCCUCUCCAUCCGCACUUGUUGAUUCUGAGUCGGCAGGCAGAGACGCCAUCGGCAACAAUGCUUCCACGGCUGGGUGGUUCAGUGGCAAGGCAAUCCUCCCGCCCUUUGAGCCACGCAGUUCGUCCAAAGCAGCUUUUACGCCGAAAUCAAUGGUGGUGCCAUCGUCCGCUUGAUUGGCUUCUUUGCCUCCCAGUCGAUACCGAAUAUCUCCUCUGUUGUCUUCGCCGCUGGAAGCCAAGAGCAUGAUCUGGGUCGUCGGAGUCAUGGCCAGGUAGGAUGCGGCCGCCCAUUGGACCCUGGAACGAUAUUUCUCUUCCUGGCCGUCGUCCAGAGCCAAAAUUCCGGACCAUUUCUGUUCCAGAACUUCCGAGGCUGCCGCUACUGCGCUGAGAGAGUCUUGGAUCUUUUUCCUUGUAGCACUAGAGGAGGAUACGCUCGAUUGUGGUGGUGGAAGAAAGGCUUCCUUCGCGUAUUCGAUGGCAAACUGAAACAAGAGCAGCACGCUGUAGACUAUUGCCGUUCCUUCCGAAAAGGAGAUGCCUUCUUCUCCGGUGUACGUUCCCAACACAAAAUGGUUGAUCCCAGUCGCUGCGAGCAAGACCAAACCGAUCACCAAUCGCACCUUGGGCCCUUCCAAUCCCGGUACAAAAAAGCCCGAUCCCUGCUCAAUCGCACCCGAAGGUCGGACAUAGACA
This is a messenger RNA of Pseudo-nitzschia multistriata, 4115 nucleotides long. The record is from the annotation of a GenBank genome assembly. NCBI's taxonomy places the organism in Eukaryota, Bacillariophyta, Bacillariophyceae, Bacillariales, Bacillariaceae.